This is a messenger RNA of Mauremys reevesii (Reeves's turtle), 1210 nucleotides long. RefSeq names its product mesenchyme homeobox 1 (gene MEOX1). Gene Ontology annotation, cellular component: nucleus. The transcript is spliced from 3 exons. Lineage: Eukaryota; Metazoa; Chordata; Testudines; Geoemydidae. Gene Ontology annotation, biological process: positive regulation of transcription by RNA polymerase II. The coding region runs from base 184 to 930 and encodes 248 amino acids. The record is from RefSeq and is a predicted model, not a curated record. Gene Ontology annotation, molecular function: DNA-binding transcription factor activity, RNA polymerase II-specific; RNA polymerase II cis-regulatory region sequence-specific DNA binding.
CCAAACUAACAAAUUUGCAGUAGAACAAAAUCCACAAACCAUUUUUUAGGGGAGGCGGUGGGGGAGAUCCAAUUCUGUUUUUCCAUACAAGUUUGGAGCUAUUUUUUCCCCCUCUUUCAUAUCCUUGAAGCCUGAGCUAAAUCCAGUUACGAAUCUCGGAGCACAGACAGCAUAGAGCCAGCAAUGGAUCCCUCCGUGAGUAGCUGUAUGCGAAGUCCCCGUCCCACGACCCCACUCUGGGGGUGCCUGCGGAAUGCCCAUUCGGAGCUCAGCACAGCAGCAGGAGCGCAUCAUUACCCACAAGCACCAUUCUCAUUCCAUCAAAAACCAGACUUUGCUGCAUAUUCCGAUUUCUCAGCCUCUUGCUUGGCCACUGCCCCACACAGCUUCCCCCGAGAGGAACGCAUGUUCGCAGAGCAGCACCCUUCUUUCCAGCAUUCUGACUGGCACUUUGCAGCAUCCGAGGCCAGAAGGCGGCUAAAUCCAGGACUGGCCUUGGGUUCUGGGGAGCUAGAAAGCAGCAGCCCAAACCUAGUGGCUGCUGCAGGGGGCAUGAAUGAAGAUUAUGGGGUACCAGGAAACACUACAAAUGAAACUGAGAAAAAGGCAUCCAAAAGGAAAAAGGAAACCUCAGAAAACCAGGAUUCCAGUAGAAAGCCAGAAGCCAGCAGCAAAGCACGGAAGGAGAGGACAGCUUUCACCAAGGAGCAGCUGCGGGAAUUAGAAGCUGAAUUUGCUCACCAUAAUUAUUUGACAAGGCUCAGGAGAUAUGAGAUAGCUGUGAAUCUGGACCUCACCGAGAGACAGGUCAAAGUGUGGUUUCAAAACCGAAGGAUGAAGUGGAAACGUGUGAAGGGUGGGCAGCCAGUGUCCCCUCACGAGCAUGACACAGAAGAUAUGGACUCUGCUGCCUCCCCGAGCUCUGAAUAGCUCCUCACCAGUAGUAAUGUACGACGAACGCAGGAAGGGUUGUCAGAGAACUGACGCCACACAGUUUAGCAGCAGCUGUAUCAUUAACGGGUGCCCCUCCCUGCUCAAAUCAUCUCAUCCUCCUGUGACUCUGGAAGUGGUGCGCCUUAACAUGCCUUGGGGACUGUAAAGGGCACACAGGAAAGUCCAGAGAAGGGUCUGACUGAACUCUCACCACUGCCAUCUUGGCAGUGCCAGUAUUUCUUCAAAAUAAUAACUAAACCCACUGACUAUGAAACCA